AGUCCCUCGGCUCUUGCUCACUGGGGUAGCUGGGACCGUUAGCUCGCCAGGCUGGCAAGCUGCGGGGUCCAGCUCUGCGGUCGGCCGGGAUGGAGACGAUGCGAGCACAGCGGCUGCAGCCCGGCGUAGGUGUCGGCGGGAGAGGCACUCUGCGAGCGCUGCGGCCGGGGGUGACCGGGGCCCCGACUAGCGCCGCCACACCCCCAGCAGGCCCGCCGCCCGCCCCGCCGCCCCCCGCCCCGCCCCCGCCGCCGUUGCUCCUGGCUGGGGCCCCCGGGCUGCCCCUGCCCCCCGGCGCUUCGGGGAGCCCUGCCGUGCUGCGUGAGGCCGUGGAGGCGGUGGUGAGGAGCUUCGCCAAGCACACGCAGGGCUAUGGCCGAGUGAAUGUGGUGGAAGCUCUUCAGGAAUUCUGGCAGAUGAAGCAGUCCCGGGGCGCCGACUUGAAGAACGGGGCUCUGGUGGUGUAUGAGAUGGUCCCCUCCAACAGCCCUCCCUACGUCUGCUAUGUCACUCUGCCCGGGGGAAGCUGUUUUGGGAGUUUCCAGUUUUGCCCCACCAAAGCUGAGGCCCGGCGAAGUGCUGCGAAGAUUGCGCUAAUGAACUCCGUGUUUAACGAGCAUCCAUCCCGAAGAAUCACCGAUGAGUUUAUUGAGAAGAGUGUCUCAGAGGCCCUGGCGUCUUUCAAUGGAAACAGAGAAGAAGCUGACAACCCAAAUACAGGGAUUGGUGCUUUUCGAUUCAUGCUGGAAUCUAAUAAGGGCAAGUCAAUGCUGGAGUUCCAGGAGCUCAUGACAGUUUUUCAGCUGCUGCACUGGAAUGGCAGCCUCAAGGCCAUGAGGGAAAGACAGUGCUCUCGACAGGAGGUGUUGGCUCAUUAUUCGCACCGGGCCCUGGAUGAUGAUAUCCGCCACCAGAUGGCUCUGGACUGGGUGAACAGGGAGCAGAGUGUGCCGGGGGCACUGUCUAGAGAGCUGGCCUCCACUGAGCGGGAGCUGGAUGAAGCCCGGCUGGCAGGCAAGGAGCUGCGCUUCCACAAGGAGAAGAAGGACAUCCUCAUGCUGGCGGCUGGGCAGUUGGGCAAUAUGCAUUCCUCCAGCUGCUAAGCACCUGCCCUCACUACCAUGCUCAUCAGGCCCUUUUUUGUAUGUCUCCUUUCUAAGACGUAGGACGAUUUCUGUAUAUACUUUCUCAAUUUUAUACUUUUAAAUAUAGAUAUAUAUGUAUAAACUCUACACCUGGAUUCCUGUUUGCUGAGAUCCCUUUUCUAACUCCCCGUUUGGGGAUGUAGCUACCUUUGGAGUAUCACUGUUCCAGUUGAGAGCUUUGUUGGCUCCUGCACCUUCAGAUGAAGUAUAAGAGUCAUUCCUGUAGCACGGUACACUUGAUUAAGUGUCCAUGUCUCUUUUUCUUAAAAAAGCAGCCAGCCUGCCAGGUGGUGGCUCACACUUUUAAUGGCAGCACUUGGGAGGCAGAGACAGGUGGAUCUCUGUGAGUCUGAGGCCAGCCUGGUCUACAGAACAAGUUCCAGAACAGCCAAGGCUACACAGAGAAACCCUGUCUCAAAAAGCCAAAAACAAAAACAAAGCAAUCAGACAUGAGUGUGAUGACUGUAGCCAUCACCUCUGCACUCAGCAGUCUGUGAAGGAGGCCAGCCUGGACUACACAGAGAGUUCCAGGUCAGCAUGGGCUCCAGGGUGUAAAACCCUGUCUCAAACCCCUCUUGUACAUAUGAGACAACAGUCGGACAGGAGUAUGUGCUCCACCCUCACCCAUGUUUGCUUCCUCCACACUGAAACAGGGUGAGUGUGAGCUCUGGCUCGAGGUGGAAUUCUGACGAUCUCCUCCUGCUCUCUUUCCUCCUUCCUUGCCUCCAAAUGCUCCUUCGUUUGGGGGCUUCCCUACCUUAUCCAGAAGGAACAGGCAAUCUGGCUUCUUUUUGUUUUGUGAGACAUCUCUCUAAGUAAGUAGCCCUGGCUGGCCUGGAACUCCUUCUGUAGACCAGGAGAGCUUCAUACGUGUGGCAGUAUUCCUGCCGAGGUCAUGGACAUGUGUCACCAUGCCUGGCUUGGCUUUUAUUUUGAAGUCACUCCUGAGAAAAAUGCUCAAGAAAAAGAGAAUUCUAAACCCAGUUCCUAUGAAGUGAGAGGGGACACACACACACACACGACACAGACACCAGUCCCUAAACUCUUCUGGCCUUAUUGCUACCUUCCAGCCAAGCGCUUUCUGCUGUAAGAGGAGCCUAGGGUUUCGGCUGCUUACCUUUACCAUUCUGUGCCUCUUCUCUCUGCCAUCAUAUGUGGUAAGGCUACACACACACACACACACACACACUUCCUCUUCCCAUUUCAUUUUGUUUAUGUAGCCCAGGCUAGCCUCAAACUCUCCUUGCAGCUGAGAAUGACCUUGAACUCCUGAGCCUCCUGCACCCACCUCCCCUAUGCUGAGAUUACAAUGGAGUACCACCUCACCUGCCUUAACCCUUCCUUCAAUAGUUGGAAGAAGUGUUCUGCUCUUUAGAAACUGUCUCUGGUCUGUGUCUUGAGAACCAUGUUCCUCUCAGGCCCACCGAGUUGUGCUGUUUACUCUUAGAUUCUCAUUUCCUGUGUCUUCCUCCUUUCCCUCCACAUUGUCUGUGAGAACGUGAGUUGAUGAAACGUGGAUGAGAACGUGGUUCUUCCUAAGUGGAACCUUGAGCGCCUGCAGGAGAGGAAAGAGAACAAGGUACUUGUGUGUGCAGAGAGAGAUGUCCUGAAGGCAGAGCUAGGUGCUUUCGGAGACUUUCACGGAGUAAGCUGUUUCCCUUGUUUCUGUGAUCUCCGCUACACUGUAUUAUUGUUCACUUUCUAUCAUUUUAAUGCUACUAUAAUCUGACUUCCCAUUUAACAGUUGCAAUUUGUUUUUAGAUUAGGAACUGGGCCUGGUGAUGCAGGUCUGUAGUCCCAGUUACUAUAGAGGAUAAGGCAGGAAGAUCAGAAACUCAAGAUACAUCCCAGCUAGAAUGAGUUCAGAGGCAACCUGGGUAGCUUAGCAAGACUGUCUCAAAAAUAUGAAGUAAAAACAGGGCUGGGGAAUAGCUUAGCAGCAGGGUUGGAUGGGCUUGUGGGGCCUGAGUUUAAU
Molecule: messenger RNA, 3120 nt
Organism: Microtus oregoni (creeping vole)
Lineage: Eukaryota; Metazoa; Chordata; Mammalia; Rodentia; Cricetidae
Gene: Lix1l
Product: limb and CNS expressed 1 like
Exons: 6
Coding region: 90-1103 (337 amino acids)
Biological process (GO): autophagosome maturation
Cellular component (GO): cytoplasm
Source: RefSeq, a predicted model, not a curated record